AUGGAUAAGGACGAAAAGAUUGUCGCAUGCAGUGACAUGCCGGCAGACGUCGAGAUGGGCAGCGGGAACACGGAGGUCAUCUCAUCCAAUGGCCUCAAGCGUGAACUUGGCUCUCGUCACAUUAACAUGAUUGCCGUCGCUGGCAUGAUUGGAACGGGACUCUUUCUUAGCUCUGGCCAAGUCAUCGCAACAGCAGGCCCAGUUGGAGCCCUGUUAGCAUAUACCCUCAUGGGAUUCGUCACCGCGGGCGUUGCAUAUACCACAGGGGAGAUCACGGCGUUUAUGCCAUCGACUGGCGGUUUCGUUCGUCAUGCGACGAAGUUUGUGGAGCCUGCACUUGGUGCUGCAACUGGCUGGAACUUCUGGUAUACCAUGGCUAUCAACAUGCCAGCCGAGAUCAGCGCCGCAGCCACGCUUGUCCAGUUCUGGAACACUUCCAUCAACCCUGGUGUCUGGAUCACCAUCUUUCUUCUCUUCAUCAUCGUCGCCAACCUUUGCGGAGCCAAACUCUACGGCGAGUCCGAAGUCGUCUUCGCAUCCCUCAAGAUCAUGCUCAUAAUCGGUCUUAUCAUUGGUGGACUAGUUAUUGACCUCGGUGGAGCACCGAAUCACGAACGGCUGGGCUUUCGGUACUGGAUCCAUCCAGGAGCCUUCAACACUUAUAUCAAAGACGGUUCGGCUGGACGGUUCCUCGCAUUCUGGAAGGCAAUGCUUCCUGCUGCUUUCAGUUACGGCAAUAUUCAAGUCGUGGCCAUCUCGGGGUCUGAAACGCGUAACCCUCGAAAGCUCAUCCCGGCUGCGACAAAGAAGACCUUCUACCGAAUAUUCUUCUUCUAUUUCUGCAGCAUCUUCAUCGUCGGUCUCAUUGUGCCAUACAACGACCCAGCUCUCGGCGUCUCUACCGGAACCGCCUCACAGUCUCCAUUCGUCAUCGCCUUCCAACGAUCCGGAGUAUCAGUUGUCCCCUCUAUCAUCAACGCUGUCGUAUGUACCUCAGCCAUAAGCAGCGGCUCUGCUUGUAUCUUCAUCGCCUCUCGAACUCUUUUCGGCCUUAGCUGUGAUGGCCAUGCUCCUCAGUUCUUCCAACGUUGCAACAGAUUUGGCACCCCCCACUAUGCGGUUGGUAUGAGCUGCCUAUUGUCUCCCCUCGUGUAUUUGACGGUUGUCAACAACACUUCCGUGGUCUUCGCCUGGUUUGUGAACAUUACGACUGUUGCUGGCCUUAUAGGCUGGGUCGUCAUUCAGGUGACCUAUCUCCGUUUCUUUGCUGGUCUCAAGAAACAGGGGUACAGUAGAAAAGGGUUUGACGUCUUCGUGAAGGGUCGUUUCACUGCCCAGGGAUUCAUCACAUGUUACAUCAACAUAGCCAUCUUUGCUGUGCUUUACACAAUCUUCAAGAUCCGGCUGAGGUCAAAAGUCAUACCAACUUCAAAGAUUGAGCUCAGUGAAGAGUUUCGGUCAAUUCGAGAGGAAAAGCAGCAGGAGGAAGCUAAUCAACAGCAUAAAUAA
Messenger RNA from Fusarium oxysporum Fo47, 1509 nucleotides. Its product is annotated as amino acid permease/ SLC12A domain-containing protein. The record is from RefSeq and is a predicted model, not a curated record. NCBI's taxonomy places the organism in Eukaryota, Fungi, Ascomycota, Sordariomycetes, Hypocreales, Nectriaceae. Gene Ontology annotation, biological process: amino acid transmembrane transport. Gene Ontology annotation, cellular component: membrane. Gene Ontology annotation, molecular function: amino acid transmembrane transporter activity. Bases 1 to 1509 code for a protein of 502 amino acids. The transcript is spliced from 6 exons.